AUGUCGCGGUUCCAUGUUGGAGGGAAGGUGGUGGAUUCUGUUGAUUUGUUGAAGAAGAAGCACUGGGGUUGGCGUCUGGAUGUAUGGCCUUUUGCCAUGCUCUAUGGUCUCUGGCUGAUCGUUAUUGUUCCUAGCAUCGACUUUGUCGACGCCGCCAUAGUUCUCGGUGUCUUCUUUGCUCUCCAUGUCUUAGUCUGGCUUUUCACUGCUUGGUCUGUUGAUUUCAAAUGCAUCGCACACUAUUCUAAGGUUAACGAUAUUCAUCAGGCGGAUGCCUGCAAGAUAACUCCUGCGAAAUUCUCUGGCUCAAAGGAAGUUGUACCACUGUAUAACCGUGAACAACUGGCAGGAUCUUCAACCCUGGAUGAUGGGAAGGAGAUUUUCUUUGAUUUUAGAAAGCAACACUUCAUUUAUUCAAAGGAGAGGGAGACCUUUUGCAAGCGUCCAUAUCCUACUAAGGAGAACAUCGGUUACUAUCUUAAAAGUUCUGGCCAUGGCUCAGAAGCUAAAGUCGUUUCUGCUUUUGAAAGAUGGGGACGAAAUGUAUUUGAAUAUCCUCAGCCAACGUUCCAAAAAUUAAUGAAAGAGCAAUGCAUGGAGCCCUUCUUUGUAUUUCAGGUUUUCUGCGUGGGUCUUUGGUGUUUGGAUGAGUAUUGGUAUUACAGUUUGUUCACCCUAUUUAUGCUAUUCAUGUUUGAGUCAACUAUGGCAAAAACGCGAUUGAAAACUCUAACUGAGCUGAGGCGUGUCAGAGUGGAUAGCCAGACAUUAAUGGUUCAUCGUUGUGGGAAGUGGGUGAAGCUGUCUGGGACCGAUCUUUUGCCUGGGGAUGUUGUCUCCAUUGGUCGUUCUUCUGGUCAGAAUGAGGAAGAUAAGGCAGUACCGGCUGACAUGCUUUUAUUAGCUGGUAGUGCCAUUGUCAAUGAGGCCAUUCUCACAGGCGAGUCAACUCCACAAUGGAAGGUUUCAAUCAUGGGUAGGGGAAUUGAGGAUAAGUUGUCAGUUAGGCGUGAUAAAACUCAUGUUUUAUAUGGUGGCACUAAAUUGUUGCUACAUACUCCAGAUAAGACCUUUCCACUUAGAACCCCAGAUGGUGGCUGCCUGGCUGUUGUUCUGCGAACUGGCUUUGAGACAAGUCAAGGAAAGCUAAUGAGGACUAUUUUAUUCUCCACAGAGAGGGUUACGGCUAACAAUUGGGAAAGUGGGCUCUUCAUUCUUUUUUUGCUCAUAUUUGCAUUGGUUGCAGCUGCUUACGUACUUGUUAAGGGGCUGGAGGAUCCCACAAGAAGCAAGUACAAGCUUUUUCUAAGUUGUUCAUUUAUUAUUACUUCAGUGAUCCCCCCUGAGCUGCCAAUGGAAUUGUCAAUGGCUGUUAAUACAUCUCUGAUUGCUCUGGCACGACGUGGAAUAUUUUGUACAGAACCUUUUCGGAUUCCAUUUGCUGGAAAGGUAGACAUAUGUUGCUUUGAUAAAACUGGGACCCUCACAUCAGAUGACAUGGAGUUUUCUGGAGUGGUUGGUUUGAGUGGAAGUUUCGCUUUGGAAUCUGAUGUGACUAAGCUACCUGCCCGCACAUUGGAAAUUCUGGCUUCUUGUCAUGCAUUAGUGUUUCUGGACAAUAAGCUGGUUGGUGAUCCUCUUGAGAAGGCUGCACUUAAAGGAAUAGAUUGGAGUUAUAAAUCUGAUGAGAAGGCUGUCCCAAAAAAGGGGAAUGGCAAUGUUGUGCAGAUUGUUCAGAGACACCAUUUCGCAUCCCACUUAAAACGAAUGGCUGUUGUUGUCCGUAUUCAGGAAGAAUUUUUUGCUUUCGUGAAGGGUGCUCCGGAGACCAUCCAGGAACGGCUCAAGGAUUUGCCAUCAUCAUAUGUUGAGACCUACAAGAAAUAUACUCGUCAGGGGUCUCGUGUUCUGGCGCUUGCUUUUAAGUCCCUCCCUGACAUGAUGGUUAGUGAAGCUAGAAGCUUGGAUAGAGAUAUGGUGGAGAGUGGCCUUACUUUUGCUGGUUUUGCGGUAUUUAAUUGUCCUAUAAGAGCUGAUUCAGCCUCUAUUCUGUCAGAAUUAAAAAAUUCAUCACAUGACUUGGUGAUGAUCACUGGGGACCAAGCUUUGACAGCUUGCCAUGUUGCUAGCCAAGUGCACAUUGUAUCAAAACCAGCAUUGAUUCUUAAUUCAUCAAGGAAUGGUGAAGGUUAUGAGUGGGUAUCACCUGAUGAGACUGACAGGAUUCGCUACAGUGAUGAGGAGGUUGAGACUCUGUCUGAGACCCAUGAUCUCUGCAUCGGAGGUGACUGCUUUGAAAUGUUACAACAGACUUCUGCUGCUCUUCGAGUCAUUCCUUAUGCAAAGGUUUUUGCAAGAGUUGCACCUGAACAAAAAGAGCUAAUCAUGACAACUUUAAAAACCAUGGGAAGAAUGACACUGAUGUGUGGUGAUGGGACAAACGAUGUUGGAGCGCUAAAACAGGCCCACGUAGGAGUUGCUCUGCUGAAUGCAGUGCCACCUAGUCAAAGUGGAAACCCAUCAUCUCAGACAUCAAAAGGCGAGACUGCAAAGCCUGUCAAGUUGAAGAAAUCGAAACCUGCAUCAGAUUCCACCAGUCAUACUGCUGGUAAUCGCCACCUGACUGCUGUAGAGAUGAAACAACAGAAGCUAAAGAAGAUGAUGGAUGAGAUGAAUGAAGAGGCAGAUGGUCGCACAGCUCCUAUGGUCAAGCUUGGGGAUGCCUCGAUGGCAUCACCAUUCACUGCGAAGCAUGCAUCAGUCGCCCCCACUACAGAUAUAAUUCGUCAGGGUCGUAGUACUCUGGUGACUACUCUGCAGAUGUUCAAGAUUCUUGGCCUUAACUGCCUUGCUACUGCUUAUGUGCUGAGUGUUAUGUAUCUGGAUGGUGUCAAGCUUGGUGAUGUCCAGGCUACAAUAAAUGGUAUCUUUACAGCUGCGUUUUUCUUGUUUAUCUCUCAUGCUCGCCCUCUUCCCACCCUCUCAGCUGAGCGGCCGCACCCCAACAUUUUCUGCGCCUUUGUCUUACUUUCUCUACUGGGGCAGUUUGCGAUCCACCUAUUUUUCUUGGCUUCAUCUGUAAAAGAGGCUGAGAAGUACAUGCCUGAUGAAUGUAUUGAGCCGGACUCAGAUUUUCAUCCCAACUUGGUGAAUACAGUUUCGUACAUGGUGAACAUGAUGAUUCAGGUAGCCACCUUUGCUGUGAACUACAUGGGCCAUCCUUUCAACCAGAGCAUCUCAGAAAACAAACCAUUCUUGUAUGCUCUCGUGGGUGCUGUAGGUUUCUUCACGGCUGUUACAUCUGAUCUAUUCAGGGACCUGAAUGACUACUUAAAAUUGGUGCCUUUGCCACCGGCAUUCAGGAAUAAGUUACUGUUUUGGGCUCUUCUCAUGUUUCUGAGCUGCUACGCGUGGGAGAGAUUUUUGAGAUGGGCAUUCCCUGGGAAAAUUCCAGAUUGGAAGAAACGACAACGUCUGGCUGCUACUAAUUUGGAAAAGAAACGGAUCUGAUGUCAAUGUGUCAUACGACGUGGAUAGGUGUUUCGGCUGCAGAUAAAUACAGACAUUGUUGAUGGCAUAAGCUAGGACGAAAAGCAGAAAACUUCGAUUGUAUUUGUAAAUUACAAUGUUCCCUCCCUUUGGGUGGUGGGAAUUUUUGUCCAACUCCAUCUAGAAAGGAUUUUUUUCUCUCUCAUUGAUUAUUCUAUCUAAGCACCUGUAGUAUGGUGCUAUUGACAUUGGAUCCUGAGGCAUGGAACUUGGUUCAACCUUCAAACUGAAACUUUUAUUUGAACGACUCUGGAUUUUGGAAUUACAGAUUGUCAUUGUUACAGAUUGAUACGAAGUUUGCAGUCAUUUUUUCCCCUCU
Messenger RNA from Tripterygium wilfordii, 3868 nucleotides. Its product is annotated as probable manganese-transporting ATPase PDR2. The record is from RefSeq and is a predicted model, not a curated record. Bases 1 to 3510 code for a protein of 1169 amino acids. NCBI's taxonomy places the organism in Eukaryota, Viridiplantae, Streptophyta, Magnoliopsida, Celastrales, Celastraceae. Gene Ontology annotation, biological process: intracellular calcium ion homeostasis. The transcript has 21 exons. Gene Ontology annotation, molecular function: ATP hydrolysis activity; ATP binding; P-type ion transporter activity. Gene Ontology annotation, cellular component: endoplasmic reticulum membrane.